AUGGGUGAUGAUGAUGCUGUGGCAGCUUUGGCUGAGCCUAGCAGCUGGGCUCGUGACAGCCGAUCUUGUUUAUCCGUGUCAAUCCCUCCUCCAAGUCGGGGGCCACAAGGUUCAUAUGAGUCCGAUCUGGACCACUGGAAGCAGUGUCAGGAUGCUGAGUGUCCCCGCUGCUUUUUUGAAAAUGGCUUUCGUGGGCAACUACGGAGGGGUACGUCUGCGCUGGCUUUGGAAAAUGAGACACUGGCAUGGCGCAACAAAUUCACUUUCAGACACCCUGAGUUGGGUGAGAAGUGCUGGCUGGCGGUCAAGCCACGAACAUUCCCUGGUGGAUUUGGGAUCGGGUGUUGGGUCUGUGCCCAUCAUCCGCAGAAGUACUCAUCAUCGUUUUCGCGACUCAGUGUCAACACGAAAGAAACGAUGGGGCCCAGCGCUUUCAGCAAGCAUGCGCAGUCGCCUUCCCAUUUGGCCGCACUGAAGGACUUAGAUGCCAAACUAAAGUCUCCAGAGGAUCCCGCAUCAGGGCAGGUCACCGGUCAGAGUGACGUGUGCCCACGAUUAGAGAAGUUUGUGUUGGCUGGACAAAUCAUUGCCAGAAGAGACUCUUUCACUGAUUACCACGAGUACGUCAAGGCUCUAUCAGUGUCAGGUGUGCAGGAUGUUCUGCGUGAGGUCAAGAUUCUUUUCAAAGAUCAAGCCAUUCUUCAUGACGCCACUGGUGCCACACUGACGGCCUUGACCUUGAAGAACUUGGCUAGACUCGGCCAUCUGACUUACCUACAGGGUCGUUCAGAGGUUCCUUUUGCAAUUCCUCAGGGUCAGGUGGAGGACCUUCGGCCGAUCACAGAGCAGAUCUACAGCUUGUUUCAAGCAUUCUUCGCCACACAGUUCCCAAACUAUGAGGAGGUGAAUGCAUUCGCGUUGUUUCGUUUGGAUGGGGUGCUGAGUUGGCCUCAACGCAGAGUCAUGCUGGGAACCAUUGCCCUCACUGAGAGCAUGUCGGCAGAUGAGCUCUGGAAGCAGCUGGUUGGAAAAGUGGACGGCGAAGGUCCAUCCAUGGGCCUCUUCGCCCGGGCCAUGCACUACUUCGACAACCCACUGGCCAAGAACAAGUCAGAGUCAGUGGGUGCCCUGAGGCAACGGUUCGGGAACACCACCGUGGCAUGGAUGCAGACCUUGCAAAGCUUGGAUCCACGGCAACGGUCUGCUCGUCCUUUGGCGGUCAGGGUCAUCCAGAAAUCGCUUGCGAUCCUCACCGGGACUCAAAACGUGGAGCGUUUUCUCGGAGAAGUACGCCUCAUUGAGCUCAAGCAUCGUGCCCGUGCGCUCGGGAACGAGAUAUUGGCGGAUCAGCGGUUCAGGUCUAUCGGCAGGGUCCCUGGAAUGGUCAGCCGGUGUAUACCACUGGCGGCGUUGCUGCUACUGAACGAGUCGGUGAUCUACUUCCUGUCAGGAGUAUUCUGUUCUGAGUGUCAGCAAGUGCCGGUACCCUUCCAUGUUGAUGAUCGUGCACACGGCGUUCUCCUGCACAGCAUGAUUGCCACGGCGCUCGGCCUUCAGCUGAGCGAUUGGCAUGUCAGCAGACUGUCAGAGCGGCUCCCUUCGACACCUCCGGAGUCCUAUGUCAUCUCGCCAGGACGCGUGGCGUGGUAUCAGUGCACUUUGCCUGUGGAUUUGCGCCCUGUCGGAGGUAAUAUUCAGGUGCUGUCUGCCCGGCGUGAUCACGCUUGUGUGGACGUGGUCCGCCGUGCUCUGCUUGCACAAGGGCUACCCUCUGAACAGGCCGUCUUACUCCGUACCAGCAAAGGUUGGUUCAGCCCUGCUUCCUUUUUGCUCUUGCUGCCAGAGCUAGAUUCUUUUCAGGUAUGGCCAAUUACUGCAUCAAGUGUGGAGGCUAUCGAGGGUGAUUCGCUCCCCUCCGUAGUCUCGGAUGACUGGUUUCGUGUCAGCCUCCCCUACACACAGGGUUCAGAGGCCGCAUUGCAUGAUACCGCUGGCUCCAAUGCUGUUGUCAUUUAUAGCAACGGACUGUUUUUCACUCAGGCGCCUUCCUUCGCGGACCAUUUGACACUCCGUUCCUCCGUGCUUCAUACCUUCCUUGCAUCAGCACCUGGGGACCCAACGGUUCCUUUGCAUUUUGCGCGGUUGUUGCCUCCGCUCGAUAAUUUGCCGCCAGUGCAAUUUGUUGCUAUGUUUUGUCACGACGGCUUGCCCCCUGCACUAGUCGACUUGCGCCCAUUGGGAGGUGCCCUUCAUGUUUUUGGAGCCAGCAUGUAUGACACUCCGGCAAUGCGUAUCCAAACGGCGAUUAGUCAAGGUGGAGACCCCUCUGUGCACAGGCCGUUGACCUCAAGGCUCGUCUCAGGGGAACUUUUGGUCCUGCAUAGGGAGGUCAUUGUCAAUCCCUUUGUCGCUUUGCAAGGACAGCCUCCAUUGCCCAUAGUUGUGGUAGCUCGGCGAGACAAUAUCGCUUCAGGCUUCAGGACCGCUGACCCACAUCAUGUUGUCUCCGAUGAGGAGGAUGAGCAUGAUGAGGUCUCGCCGUCACCGCUGGAGGUCUCACGUGGAUGGGGCGCCGUCCCCUCUUCUGUCUGCCUACUGGUGGCCUGCCAAGGACGUCUUCGCUGCGUGCUAGGGGUAAUCUGGCUGCGGAUUUCAAGUGCCAUGGUUCCAGGUUUUCAGGAAGGUGUCCCUUUUCAGGUUCCAGCUGACCGUGUGUCUGAUUGGGAGGAGCAGGUUGGGCCCGGUCUUGCUGACGUAAAUGCGCAUUCCAGACUGGCUUAUCGCCUUGCCCUUCCUGACUCGCUCACGCAGUUAUCAUGGACCACUGCGAGUGGCAUGUUCUUUCUUCAAGGCAACCGACCUUUCUUUCAGUUCCGGGAACUGUUGCAACAAUGCGCCGGACGCCGACUUGGAGGCUCUUUCAAUACGGAUGAACUCGUGCUCGGCCCGGCAGCGUCAUCGGAGAAAAACGUGCAAUAUCGAGCGUCAAAGUUUGCAGUCCAUGCUCAGCAAGCUUAUCGCGAGUUCUUUGGUGAUAGGCAGCUGGCGUCACGAGCUUUGGACCGCGCGGCUACCCGCUCUAGUGCUCCGCCGCCGCUGGGUCGUGUGCAGAAGCCCACCUCUGAGGCCCAAGUGACCUUGGAAGGGGAGCGUCAAAAGCACACGAAGGCCAUCCAGGACAUCGUCGCCAAAGGUCAGAGUCAUCACAGUGACCUUGACUCGGUCGUCGAUGCUCUGGCAGACGUGGCAGCAGCACGGACUUCCACAAAGCGAAAGUCAGAGCCAACUGUUGAUGAAGAGCCUCAGGGUCAAAGCUCCUCCUCGAGGAAAAGAACGCGCACGGAGCAAGUCUUGCAGAAUGCUCAGAAAGUCCAGGAGAAGCAGAUUCAAGUUGUCAAAUCCCUUCAACCUGGAGAGGUUGUUCCUUACAUGGACGGUCAGGGAGGAGUGUAUCGGCAGAAGCCACCGCCUGCUGCAGCCAUCGACGCCCUCCCUGCGCCAGUACUGGGACGAUUGGUGAAAGUGUGGCCCGCAAACUCCAGUGUCAAAGUUCCCGUUUGGCAUCGUUACCAACUUGUCGAAGCUGCUUCCAUGAGCGAUGUGAUCUUGGUGGCAGACGGGGCUUUUGAGUCUUCUUUGUAUGCCAGCACCGGGCUUCUGGCUCGCCUUCACGGGUGCAGACUGGCGGACAUGGAAUGGGCGAGGACGAAAAUGACCAAAGGUCAGUGCAUCAGCUUCGGCACAGCUUUGCAGAGUCAUUUUUACUUCUACCUCAGUGCCAGCUUUCGCCGGGCAUUCCCUUUGGAAUGCAAGGCCCUUCUGACUGCAGUGUCAGAGUCAAGACCGUCGAAGAAGGGCUUGCAUGUUUUGUCUGACACGCCAUUUCCAGAGUCACCCAAACAUCCGAGGUUGACUUUUGAAGUGGUCUGUGAGGAAGAGGCGACCUCUCCUCAUCAGAUUUCACUCGUCGGAUUGUUUGCGAAGCUCUCCAGUGUCAGGCGGCUGUAA
Molecule: messenger RNA, 4008 nt
Organism: Symbiodinium sp. CCMP2592
Lineage: Eukaryota; Dinophyceae; Suessiales; Symbiodiniaceae
Source: the annotation of a GenBank genome assembly